Messenger RNA from Thermochaetoides thermophila DSM 1495, 1704 nucleotides. RefSeq lists its product as uncharacterized. The transcript has 5 exons. The coding region runs from base 1 to 1704 and encodes 567 amino acids. Lineage: Eukaryota; Fungi; Ascomycota; Sordariomycetes; Sordariales; Chaetomiaceae. The record is from RefSeq and is a predicted model, not a curated record.
AUGUGGUGCCCGCGCAAGAAAACAUACACUUCCCAACCAAGCAUUCACACCAUUGAGGAAAUCGAGCUAGGACUCGGUGAUAUUGGCCGUGGCGCUGAUUUCCCAUUGUCAAGGAGCCGUGGCGGAUCGCACUCCUCCAAGCGCGGCCUCGACAUUACCAGCCCCAUCGCUUAUUCUCAUUUGCGUGCUUCUCUUGGGGAAGUGGCUCGACAGCAGCAUCUUGAGAACUACCGGUGCAAAAACGACUACUACGACGAACAUCCGACUUAUACCAUGACCGAGAAGCCUGGCCAGGAGAAGCACCAUCAAGGUGCCAAGGCGGUUGUUGCCCCGUCACUCGACGGCAAAACCAACAAGGAGAUGUCUAAGGCCGUUGAGAAUGGAAAGAUAUCAGUCCCCAUUGUCGAUGCUUCGCUCACUUUUCAAGAUUGGUCUGGAAGCACGGACUGGCCUACUGGCACCGUUCAGGGUAGGGACAUCCAUCCCACUCAUACGGAUGGAAUUCCGAAGCCCCCUGCUUUUCAUCAUAACUGGACUCGUCCCAAUCUGAGGGCUGCCCAGGGAUACAGGGACCCUUCCACUCUUAUCACUGCAGCCACUUACAAUGGUGUUCCAAUCGGAUCUCGUACUCGUCCCAUCGACUUUUCCAAGCCUAAAAAGCAGAUUUCACCUGAGAAAUAUGGCGCUGAAUGCUCAAACAAUGAUAUUAAUUCUGAAAAGUCUUAUGAUGGUCAUCACGAUGAGAGUAGUGGCACCCAGCUCCAGGGCACUGGCGAGCAGCCUCUCCACAUGCCUGAGCAGAAGAAGGGAGAAUACGACCUUACAUCCUCGGAGGAAGCCCGGAUCCGUGACUACUUCAAACACCCCCAGGAUUUUGAUGAGAAGUAUGGCCUGGAGGUUCGCCACCUGGUUCGAAAGCACCUUCAUAACCUGGAACAUAUGUUUGAGGAAUCCGAGAAACAACGCGAGAGAGAGUGCUCGUAUGCUUGGCUCCCUCCGAAGCCGGUCGAGCCCGACUCUGUUAGUAUCAAGGCGGUCAGCGCCUCUUCUGUCAGGCUGUCCCAUAGCCCCACUGUCUGCAGCUCCAAGGCCGAACUGGUCGACCUGGACAGCCAAAGUGAGGAGCAGUCUGUGAAUGAGCUGAGCCUCAAGAUGGCCGAGCUGGAUGCCAACGACAAGGGGAAGCAUGCUGCUACCAAAAACAACGCUCAGAGCCUAUCCGAUUCGUCGUCCGCUUACGAUGACAGAAAGUGGAACGAGAAGCUGGAUCUCUAUCGUGCGUCCUCCGUCUACGAUGAUGACGGAAUGGGAGGCUUUGGAAGUCGCGACAACCGCUAUGCUAGCACCUAUGGCUCUGGUAACUACCCAGGCUACAAUGGCAAUGGGUAUGCUGCUGGACCAAACCCUUAUUUUGACGGCAACAACAAUCCCUUUUUUGAGAACGGUGCUGGGCAUUCCAACGUCAGCUACGGUACUAGAAACGACAACAACCUUGCCGACAACAACGGCCAGGGUGCUUCGGGAUACAUGACUUGGGCUUACGAGACUUACGAGAUGGCUUGCUGCGAUGAUGGUAGCUACGAGAGCACUUACGUUAACCGUGGAAAUGGUGCUACGGAGCACACCACUCAGCCUCCUGCUCAGCCGUAUGCUCAGAAGGCGGCCCAAAAGGUCCAAGGAAACUACCCCUGGCAGUGGAUUUAA